AUGAGUUUCAAUUCAUACUCGCCUGCCGAAGCCAUAGAAUUGGUUUCGAGGGCAGGCGUGAAGAAGGGCAACAUGCGUCCGGAAAAGCUUCAGGAGAAUGCUCCUGGCGUAGCACGGCUACUGGGCGCCGUCGUCUUCCCUUAUGGCCUGGUGCUGAUCGUCCUAACUGGCACCGACUUGUGCACGGGUAGCUUCAUGUACACCACCGUUGCCGUGCUCCACCGGCGGUUGUCUCUCCCGCGCAUGCUCCUUCACUGGCUGCUCACCUUUCUGGGCAACUUCGCGGGGGCGCUCUUCAUGGUCACCGUCAUCUUUGGCCCGGGGGGUGUCUUUUCGGCCGAGCCCUUCAAAGACGAAGCCAUCCUGUUCGCGACUAAGAAGCAAAUCAAGCCACGCUGGCACGAAAUCUUCCUACGGGGCAUCGGCUGUAACUGGCUCGUCUGCCUCGCCUGUUAUCUGGGCAUGCAAGGACGCGAUCUCGUAUCCAAGAUCGUCGGCAUCUGGGGACCUGUCUUCGCCUUCGUCUCGCUCGGCUUCGACCACGUCGCCGCCAACAUGUUCUUCAUCCCGCUCGGCUUGUGGCUCGGCACGCCCGGCUUGUCCAUCGGGCUGUACGUCUGGAAGGGCGUCGUGCCAGCGCUGCUGGGGAACAUUAUCGGCGGAGGCUUGUUCUGCGGCACGUUUUUGUGGUUCUUGCACUUGCACGGACAGGAGAUAGAAGUUGAUGGCGAUCUGUGGAGCACCCAUCACCAUCAUCAUCAUUCCCGGGAUGGCCACCGUCAACAGCAUGACGAGGAGAAGGGCCAUCGGCUCGACGAGCUUCCUAGGAAAGAUAGGCUUGGCGUGUUGAUACACCAAACCAAGGGCUCAACAUCGAGCCUUGCGUCUGCGGCACGCAGCGAUCGAGGUUUGUUGAGCAGGGAAUAA
Molecule: messenger RNA, 927 nt
Organism: Lasiodiplodia theobromae
Lineage: Eukaryota; Fungi; Ascomycota; Dothideomycetes; Botryosphaeriales; Botryosphaeriaceae
Product: Formate/nitrite transporter
Exons: 4
Coding region: 1-927 (308 amino acids)
Biological process (GO): transmembrane transport; nitrite transport
Cellular component (GO): membrane
Molecular function (GO): high-affinity secondary active nitrite transmembrane transporter activity
Source: RefSeq, a predicted model, not a curated record